Messenger RNA from Exophiala spinifera, 861 nucleotides. RefSeq lists its product as uncharacterized. Gene Ontology annotation, molecular function: aldehyde-lyase activity. Lineage: Eukaryota; Fungi; Ascomycota; Eurotiomycetes; Chaetothyriales; Herpotrichiellaceae. The coding region runs from base 1 to 861 and encodes 286 amino acids. The record is from RefSeq and is a predicted model, not a curated record. Gene Ontology annotation, cellular component: cytoplasm. The transcript has a single exon.
AUGUCUCAACCGUCCUUCACAAUUUCCAAUCCAUGGCGUGAUCGGAUCCUCAGGGGCGAGGUUUGCUCAGUCAUGAGCGUCAAGUACGUUCUGGGCAACGAAAUUGCAAUGAUGGCCAAGAUGGCGGGCAUCGACGGAAUGUUCAUCGAUAUGGAACACACUUCCAUCACCACUCGAGAACUCUCCCAGCUUAUCACUGCAUGCAACUACGUGGGUGUCAGCCCGAUAGUUCGGAUUCCAUCAAAGGCGCACUGGCACCUCAGCCGGAUACUGGACGCAGGUGCCGCCGCAGUGGUGAUUCCGCACUGCGAGACGGUGGAACAAGUCAAAGAGAUCGUCAAAGACGCAAAGUAUGCACCUCUGGGCCGCCGAGGCUGCACAAACAACCAACCCAUCUUGAAUUUCCAGGCAGUACCGACGCAACUUCAGAAUCAACUACUCAACACCGAGACCAUGGUCAUCCCCAUGAUCGAGACGCCGGGAGCAGUAGAACUCGCGGACGAGUUCUUCGCCAUUGAAGGCGUCGACGGGAUCCUGGUAGGAUCCAAUGACCUCUGCACAGACCUCGGCAUUCCUGGUCAAUACGAUAAUCCGUUGUAUCUGGAUUCUAUCGCCAAAAUCAUAAAGGCAGGAGUCAAGGCCGGAAAGCCAAUUGGUAUUGGUGGCAUUGGCCCCCGGCUUGACCUGCUUGAGAAGUUCUUUGAGAUGGGAGCGACGUGGUCCUUGAGUGGAGCGGAUGGUUCUAUGUUGCAGGCGGGCAUGACGAACUUGGGAAAGAAGUAUGCUGAAAUCAACAGUCGCGUACUAAGUUCCAGGGAGGCUGCCAAAUCUACCAAGGCCGAAGCCAACGGUCAUGCAUAG